Messenger RNA from Mizuhopecten yessoensis (Yesso scallop), 1369 nucleotides. RefSeq names its product C-type lectin domain family 4 member M-like. The annotation marks the transcript as partial. Gene Ontology annotation, cellular component: external side of plasma membrane. Gene Ontology annotation, molecular function: carbohydrate binding. Gene Ontology annotation, biological process: biological process involved in interspecies interaction between organisms. The transcript has 4 exons. The record is from RefSeq and is a predicted model, not a curated record. NCBI's taxonomy places the organism in Eukaryota, Metazoa, Mollusca, Bivalvia, Pectinida, Pectinidae.
GACAAGAUCAAGAAUCAAACCACACGAUUAGGCGCGCUUGAGGGACAGGUUGUAACGAAUUUAACCACACGAUUAGGCGCGCUUGAGGGACAGGUUGAUCUGUCAGCCUUGGAGGACAAGAUCAAGAAUCAAACCACACGAUUAGGCGCGCUUGAGGGACAGGUUAUAACGGAUUUAGCCACACGGUUAGGCGCGCUUGAGGGACAGGUUGAUCUGUCAGCCUUGAAGGACAAGAUCAAGAAUCAAACCACACGAUUAGGCGUGCUUGAGGGACAGGUUAUAACGGAUCUAACCACGCGAUUAGGCGCGCUUGAGAGACAGGUUAUAACGGAUCUAACCACACGAUUAGGCGCGCUUGAGGGACAGGUUGAUCUGUCAGCCUUGAAGGACAAGAUCAAGAAUCAAAGCACACGAUUAGGCGCGCUUGAGGGACAGGUUAUAACGGACCUAACCACGCGAUUAGGCGCGCUUGAGAGACAGGUUAUACCGGAUCUAACCACACGAUUAGGCGCGCUUGAGGGACAGGUUAUAACGGAUCCAACCACACGAUUAGGCGCGUUGGAGGAACAGGUUACAACGGAUCUAACCACACGAUUAGGCUCGCUUGAGGAACAGAAUGAUAAACAACAAAUGGAUAAAUGCAAACUUUUGUUCGAAAAAGUGGAUCCCAGCGCGACUGUACAUGUCUUUGAGGAUCGAUGCUAUCUGUUCUUGACAGAACAGUUCUUGGCCUGGUCCAACGCUCAGGAGAGAUGUCAGUUGGUGGGAGCGAACCUUGUAUCCGUGAUGAGCCAGGAUAUGCAAGACUUCGUCAACAGUGCUAAAGUUUCAGGAUAUGGAUGGUGGAUAGGCGGCAAAAGGAGAACGACGGAUAACAAGCUCGCUUGGAUCGGGAAUGGCCUUCUGCUCGAUGACACCUAUACCAAUUGGUACCCAGGAGAGCCUGAUAGUAGCGGCGAUUGUGUCUAUAAUACUGUCAACGGAUGGUUUGACUUUCGCUGUUCAGCUUACGGUGUAUACAUAUGCGAACUUUGAUUUAUGACUGUGGAUAUAUAGUGCCUAACACUUGUACAUAUACAUUGAAACCUGUCUAUACAAACUACCUGUCUAUAUAAACUACCUUUCUAUACAAACUACCUGUCUAUAAAGAUCAUUUGUCUCUAUGAUAUACACUGUACUCAAAAAUCCAUGUAGACCGGUUUUCCGAUGAACAUUUAUUCUAGAGAUAUCCUUUAAAGAAUUCCCCUACCCUUGUACAAUUGUUUGAUAAAAAUAGAUUUUAAAAUCUUUUAACAUUAACACUUUUGUAUUGACAAACAUGAUUGCUUUUCUUAGCCAGGAUGUACAAUUUUAAACCUGCAAUAAAACA